Acaulospora colombiana is the source of this 12774-nucleotide messenger RNA. Lineage: Eukaryota; Fungi; Glomeromycota; Glomeromycetes; Diversisporales; Acaulosporaceae. The record is from the annotation of a GenBank genome assembly.
AUGGAUGUUGUAACCUAUGCUGCUAGGUUUUGGAACAUUUUGGUUGUGGUGUUGGUGUUGUUUCCCAAUAAGAAAAAAAUGACUAGUCCCAGUAAUAAAGAUAUCGUUGCAAAUAUUUCAACGAUUAAAGAUGACGCAACAGAGGCAAUAGUCGACAAAAUAGAAACAAAUAAGAAAGCUUCAGAUGUAGACUAUGAAAUCUACGUUCAAUCGACAACGAAAGGUCAGAGAUGGGAGGGCAUUAACCGUUCCUUCUCCCAAGACAAAGAUUCUUCGCUCGGAGACGUCGAUAAAAAUGAUUGCCAAUUGGAUGAUCUUACAGAAAAUGAAAAUAAGAGUGGUAAAAUCGCAGAGAAUGAGGAUGACAAGGAUAGUAUUAAUUUACAAGAUAUAGGUCAGUUGAAGCGGAAUGGUGAUAAUUCUAGUAUUAUUGAGACGAACACCCAAACAGCAUGUUCGUCGCAUCCUCAAAGAGAUAAUGUGGUGACCACCCACUUUCAUGUAAUGGUUCCUAAAGGGUUAUCUAAAAAGUCUGUGGUGUUUGUUAUCGGCAGCAUAAAUGAAUUUGGGAAAUGGAGGAAUGGCAUAAUAAAGCUCAAAAAACACGAGCGAAACUCCUUGUAUUGGCAUUCAGAUAGUGUCAAAUUGCCAAUAUCCACUCUGCAAGGUGAACCGAUCAGAUAUAGAUAUUAUAUUUAUGAUGGGAUCCAUGUUGGUCCUAUAGAACUUCUGAAACAGUUGAUCUUGAAUGAAUCAAACGAACCAGAGAUCCCUGAUAUCAAUACUGGCGAGUGGCACGAGGAACCUGUAAUUCGAAAUUUUGUUUCCAAAGAAAACCAAUAUGAUUUAUGGAGAUCAACCGAAAAAUACAAAUUAAAGGAAGAAGAUUUACGGAAUCAUUAUCCAUUUCUUUCUCUUAUUUAUGAAUCCGUGACAAAGAGCUCCAUGAAAGAAAAAAUAAUGGAAUACGAGGAUAUUGUAAGAAAUGACUCGGUCAUUUUGGGUCUGACCGGUCAUUUUGUUUUGAAGAGUUUUGGAGAUUCUAAUAAUACUAUCGAGAAAAAAGCAUUCUUGUGCGUAUUGUUGAGCUACGUUAUAAAUGAAAGAAAAACCCAAGCAUCACAUUGGCUCAACCUUCCGGAAAAGUUUCCCGCUCUCGCGAUGUUGAGAACUUUUAAGGAUAUUAACAUGGACGAUCUACCUCGGGAUGUUAUUGCAAUGUUUGCACCACUCAUUUGCGCACUAGUAAACCAUAUAUCAACCUAUUCAUCCAAAUUCGAAUGGAUGGAGGUCUUUGAGAUCGCUCCUGUUAUAGAUCCAAAUUAUACAUUCCUAGAACAAAUCAAUACUCCCGCAUAUACUAGACGAAAUGCUUCUGAUUUUUUUUUAUCCCUUGAAAACAUCGCGAAACCGUACAUCGAUGACAUUCAGCAUGAAACUACGUACGUUAAAGUUUGUAAGGCUCUCUUAGACUUAUGUCAAGAUAUUGACGCAGUCGUAUUUUUAUGGAAAUCAAUUUUCCUUCUCGAAGCGAAAACCAAUCAGCAUCUUGUCCAGUCUUCACUUGGUCUCAUAAGAAAGCUCAUAUCAGAUGGCAAUGUUGAAGAAUUGUAUAAAAAUCUCGGGAAGAUUCCUGAUGAUUUUGGAAUUGAUUCAGCUACAGUGUUUCGCGCGGCAGUUUUAAAACAAUUGAGCGGUACAGGAGUAACUUGUAGCAGAAAUGAUUUGGAUUUAAUGCUUAAGUUGCUCGAUGAUGUAAGGUUAGGUUGGGAAGUGGAUUCUACAUUUCAGGCAUUAUAUCAAAUCUCGGUUUCACGAAAUUUAGAAAUGUUACAAGUAUUUACAAGUCGGCUUGAAAGUUUUCUUAGAAAAUACUCAUUAGAUGAUUAUUUGGAAAAUAGAAAAGUCGAAAAUAUUUGUUUUCGAUGGUUCAGGAGUAUCUUAGAUAUCAAGAAAAAAUCCAAGCUCAUCAAAGAGGAUUUUGCGUUCACAAUUUUUCAUCAUCUCACCAUGAUAUAUGUUAUCAUUAUCAGCUACCAUAUUCCGUAUGAAGAACUUUUUAAAAUUGCCAAAGAAGAAACCAAAGUUCUUCCGGAUAACGAGAUUUUUAAUGCUGCCGCCAAAAUUGGAAAUUUUAAAAUAGAAGAAAUUAUCGAGGCUUUUAGUAUCUUAUUGAAGGAAAAAUUUGGUCCAAAUGUUAAAAACGAUGAUCGUUUAUUAGAAAAAAUAAUGAAAAUAUGUGACUCUCGCAAUAAUAAGUUGCACGUUCCGAACAAACUGUGUGAGGAUACUGUCUUUCAUAUAUUAACAAGGUUACACGAGAAUCUAACAAAGAUGAAUAUGGAUAUCACAGACGACAAUUUUCACAAGGAAUUGCUAAAUUCUUCAAAAUUUUGGGUUUGCGUUUUAAUGGCAACUGGGUCUGUUGAGCAAAUUCACAAAAAUCACGUCUAUAUUAAUAUUGUUCAACAAGCUAUCAUCCAACUGGCUACAAAGCUAAAAGACAAAUCUAUAAAAAUCAAUAUACUAAAAGGAGUUCUUGAUUAUGAUGACAAACGGUUGUUACCAUACUUUGCCACCAUUAAUGGAUCAUCAACUAACAUUACGCAGAUAACUCUUAAUUCACUUCGAAAUGACUACGAAACGUAUUUAAGAAAGUUAGAUGAUCUCAACACCUUCUACAGACGAUUUUGUGUGGACACUGCAGAUGCACAGAAAUACAUUAACGAUCUGGAGUUAAAAUCAAAUUCAAACAAUGUCACACUUGAGGAUGUUCUCGAUGAGAAUUUUUGGAAACUUCAUAAAUUAAUCAUCACUGCAGCAAAACGCUCAUACAUCUACGCUAAAUCUCAGACGUUCAAAAAUGUUUUUGAAAAGCAAUUGAAAACAUGUAAAAUGACAUUGACCGUCGAGCUGGUCGCCACAAAAUUCAUGCCCAUGACAUUUUCCCAGUAUGACCAAAUACGGACCGAAUAUGAGGACUGGCAAAAACUUGAUUGUUUAAAGAUUAGUUCAUUUUGGAAAGAUGCAAUGAAUAUCGAUAAUGAACUUGAACUCAUGUCACGAGGUAUGAAAUGGAAUUCCAAAGAUAAUUUGAAAACAGCGAUCAGUUAUCUUGCGAGCAUUAAGCAGUGUAUGGACAGGCUCGGGGAUUUAGAAAAAACCUUGGGAGUUUUUAAAGUGCAAAAUGUAACCGAAAGUUGGGUAGUUAAGGUACAUAACAAGCUACGCAAAGAACCGCUAUUACUCGGAGAUCUAUUUAAAGCUAUUAAUGAAAUGAACAAGCAUAUAGAUAAUUUUAAUGAUAAUUGUUGGGAGAUGGUUCGGGCGUUGUCUUACGCAGGUGAUUUUGUUAAUUGGCUUCGGGAAAUUGCAGAUAGUGACUUGAGAAAUUUAUUUAAUGGUGUGGCCGAGAAACAAGAAAAAGAAGAAACGGUUGGUUUACUAAUCGAAGUUAAGCAAUUCUUGGUACCUCUAAUGAAUGAACUAAAACUUUUUAAAGAAAGCAGUGCAACACAAAUGAUUAUAUAUAAAUUCCUAGAACAGAUACGUGGAAUAAUUUUAAUGAACGAUUCUUUGCCCGAUAAAAUUUCAAAGUGCUGUUCCAAUAGUCUUGCACUUCAAAACAUAUAUUUCAGCAUUUUUGAUAGGGGAGAGAAAACCAAGGAGUUUAUCAGGGAUGCUACGACUAGAGGUUCCUAUAAAUUUAGCCGGGACAAAAACCAUGAUAAGUGCGUGGUAAAAUUAUCCUGUAAAGACAAGAAUGGAGAGAUAGUUUCUUAUGACUUUUCAGGGAUACAAGAUUUACAAGGGCAGGCACUCUUGAUUGCGAAGCAGGCAGCAUCAGCCUUUGUUCUACGCCUGCCGGUUGAAAACGGGAAUAGUUUAGAACAUGGGACUGAUGAAUUAAUGAAUUUUGUUCAGCAAGUAUAUGUAGUAAACCAGAUUGUUAAAUACGCAUCUUAUUUAAUGGAGCUUGGUCACUUUUCCUAUAGAAAGUGGGAAAAAUCUGUGAACUCUGCGGAAAUAAAUUCAAUGCUCGAAAAUCUCAGAGAAGAUCUUCAAAUCUGGGAGAAUGAUAUGAAAAGGGCACAGGAUCAGCAUUACUAUUUAACCUUUUACACUGCCAGACAUAUUCUAGCGUUCUAUGAUUAUUUCAAUUACCCAGUUAAUCAAGAAAAUCGCGAGAUAUGUGAAAUAUUGCUUCAGUUCGUUAGUAAAAAGGCAAAAUUACUAACGAGUGAGCAGAGCAUAAAAAUCGAUACGGAUAAAAGGGAUUUCUACGAAGUAUUUUGCAUUAUUGGAAAAAAGUUAAGCGAAAUAUUUGCACAAACAUCUAAAUGUACCAAGAAGAUUGAGUUCAAACUUGAACCAAUUAUCUCAGAUGUUGUCUAUAAUGGGAAAUUGUUUGUCGCGACGUGCACUAACGCUUAUCGCGUACCAAACAUUGUCAUGUCUCUUUAUGCGAAUCAUGGCUCGUAUCCUGAACCAUGGCAACUGUUGAUGUGCAGGGUUACUACAACAGCCGAAGAACUUUCAAUUUUCAUCAAGCGAUGUUUCCUUGCCGCGAAAAAUGGAUAUCAAGAACGACUAUUUUGCAUUGCGGGUUUGGAGUCCCUUGAAUUAGAGUUACAGUAUAAUUUGGUCAAUGAUGUACGGAAUUUUCAGAGAACUGAAACUGACUAUUAUUUGGCUUUGAUAUGUUGCCAAGAGAAUGGUAUUCAUCAUCACAUUCUCGAUCAAUUUUCUGAAUAUGUGCACACCACCAACGGUCUUAAUGAGGACAGUAUGAAGAACAUUUACGAAAAACUUUGCCCCAAAGUCUUUUGCGUCACCUCAGAAUUAUCCGGUCAAGGAAAGACCGAGUAUGUAAGGCAAGCCAGUUUCAAAGUAGGCUUAAUUUCUCGAAGUUUGUUUAUAGGUGAUAAUGUACAUUUUGACGAGCUUGUCAGUAAGCUCAGUGAAUUCAAACUCAAACCCAUAGAGAGUUUGCAUUUGAACGUCAUGCCUGUUAACAAUCCUUACGACGUUAACGGUUUGUUUUUUGAGUUUCUAACACUCGGAGUGAUUUCAAACAAAAAGGGUAUUGUGCGCCUUCCAAAACAGCAUGUAUAUAUCGAGAUUUCAUCAACCCAUGGUCAACAUCUAUUAGAUUCGAUUCCGAUUGUGCAAUGCCUUAAAAGGAAGCAUUUGAGAUGGAACGUUAAUAAUCUUAUUGUCACGAACGAAUUAAACAGCCAGAUACAAGUCGUAUCUCAUUAUUUAGACGCACAUGAUCGUGGAGAACUUGAUGAACGGGAUAUUUCAUUUGUUGGAUAUAAUGCUUUAAAAAAACCCAUAAAUGCCGGGAGAUCUCGUGAGUUGAUACAGAAAUACUUUCUAGAUAAGAACGAUAAAAAUGCCGCAUCAUAUCGUUUCGUGGAAAUAUUUUUAAACGUGUUUGCAGAUCAAUUAAUUCGUUUGUCUUCGAGUUCAUUUUUCAAUAUACACAAUCUUAGACUGAUGGUAGCAGAUAACAGAAUUCGCACAACAUUGCUAGAAACUUUACUGGAAGUCUCCAAAGAUUUUGCGACACGUUCUAUUAAUACGAAAGCAGCUCAGUUACAAUCAACGCAGAACACAAGUAACGAUCAGCUAGAAACCAUUGUGCAAUGGGAUUCUACCAAUCAUCUCUUGGUCUUCUUCCUGUCUCAGACGCCGGAUUCCAUUUGCGCUCUUUAUCGUGAACGAUCAAAAGUACCGCUUAGCGUAAAACGUUUAUUGAAGAGUCAAGAAAUUAACGAUUUUAUGGAACCGCAAAAGUGGUGGGAGUUGGAAGAUUAUCACACCAUGCCGGCGAAUAAGCUACUAGAUAAGUUAGAAUUGAUAGCACGAACGUCGACAGGCGAAAGGAAACUCCCUAAAUAUGCUUUGUCGGCGGACAAUCUCCUGAAGAUGGCGCUUAUUUUAUUGCGGGCUCGUGCAAACAUUCCUGUGGUUAUUUGCGGCGAGGCAGGUUGUGGCAAGACGAGUUUGAUUUCCUUUCUUUCAACGGUAGUUGGAGUUCAAUUCAAGGUGCUUUCACUUCACGCCGGUAUACGUGAAGAUCAAAUUUGUGAAUUUAUAGAGAAAAGUACAAAGGACGCUGUGAAUGGUCAGAUAUGGCUAUUCUUUGAUGAAAUCAAUACUUGCAAUCAUAUUGGACUUUUGGCCGAUCUUAUCGCGCACCGAAUACUAUCGGGAAGAAUAAUACAUCAUAACAUUCGCCUAUUUGCGGCGUGUAAUCCUUAUCGAUUGCGCACAAAAAAUGCGAGCAGCGUGGGUUUAGAGAAAAGCUACCAAGAACAGAGCAAGUUAGUUUAUCAAGUGCAUCCAUUGCCUAAUCAAAUAUUGGAUUAUGUUUGGGAUUACGGCGUGCUCAAAGCCGAGGAAGAGAGAAUUUAUCUUACACCGCAUCAAGGAUCUGCAUCAUCCACCUCGGACGGGAUUCUUAAGGUUUUCGAGAAAGCGGAAAGACAUCAAAGAGCAAGCUCAAAGAAGUUCCUUGUGCAAUCGGUUGUCCUACUUGAUGAAGUUGGUUUAGCGGAGACUAGUCGGUUUAAUCCCUUGAAAGUUCUUCAUUCCCUUUUAGAACCUAAUUAUCCUGAGGAAGGUCCAAUAGUAUCAGUUAUUGGUAUCAGUAAUUGGCGUUUGGAUAAUAGUAAAUCGAGCAGAGCAUUGCUCGUGCAAAGGCCAAAAUUCGAUCUCGAAGAUCUUACUAUGACUGCCACCAUGCUUUUAGAUGAUAGGACUAAUGCGAUCGAUGAUCUCAAACUCAAAAAACUCGCCGAAGCUUACCUCAAUUACGAGAAGAAUCAAAAAUUUAAAAAUUUUCAUGGACUUCGGGAUUAUUAUGCUCUGGUGAAAAGCCUAAGCGGCACCGAACUAACAAUGAGAUCAUUAGAACUGGGGCUGUCUAGAAACUUUGGGGGGACAGAUCAGACUAAAGUAAUAUGCGAAAAGUAUUUCGGAGAUGUAUUGAAGAGUUUCGGUAAAAGCAAGUAUUAUAAAUACACACCGACUCCAUUAUUACAACUUGUAAACGAGAAUUUGAGUCGAAAAGAUACGCGGCAUUUAAUGAUUAUCGGGAAAAGUGACUCCUUGGUUAACAUUUUAACAUAUCAUAUGCGGUCUCAACAAUUAGACCCUAUUAUACUAUGUGGAUCACAAUUUCCUGAUGACGAUGAUAGUGAUUACAUGUGCGCUGUUUUGAGCCGAAUAAUGAUGUGUGUCGAGGCAGGAAGACCUUUGAUUCUCACUGAUUUGGAUGUUAUCUAUGGAAGUCUCUAUGAUCUAUGGAACCAGAAUUACAUUACUCUAAGGAAUCAUGGUGACGUGAAAUACUUUGCGCGUGUCGCGCUUGGAGCUUAUUCUAAUCCAAUGUUACAAGUACACCCAGACUUCAAAUGUAUCCUAGUGAUGGAUGAAAGUAAACUUGCACGCGCUGAUCCUCCUCUGCUUAAUCGAUUUGAAAAACAACGACUGACGUUCAAUGACAUUCUCACGAAACGUCACAUGAAACUCUGCGAAGAGUUGAGUAUAUGGGUUCGGCAAAUAUCAACAUUAAACGGAAUGGAAUUCCAAGGAGUGAUAAAGGAAUUCACCGAAAAGGAUAUUUUUGUGAGAUUCGAUAGAGAGGAAACCAUUCAGAGCUUAGUAUUUAAUCAGUGCACGAGUGAUCAAGACAUGGAUUAUGUUAUAAUUUUGGAGAGGUGCAAAGAGAGGUUAAUGGCAAUUGCCUCAUCAGAUGGUGUUAUUCGUGCAAGGCAAUCAAUCUUGGCCGCACAGAAUCCUAAAGAGGUCGCUGAAUUGAAUGACAUUUAUUUCAACAAUGGGUUACACGAUGAUAUCGAGUCAUGUUUAAGAGUACUUCUCGGUGAGAAAGAUAACCGAGAAAAUCGAGAGGCGCAGUUAAUUAUUAUCAAUACAUUUUCUAACAUAAAUACCGACAUCAGCACUUGCUUAGACUCAUUGGUGACCUGUCAGGUGGAUAAACUCUCAACUUUUAAGACAGAGGCUCAACUCCAGGAUCGGAUAAAGCAUUUUUGGUUCGAUAGUGACGUUGAACUUCUGGUUUUGCAAUGUGACCUAUUAAUGAUAAAUUCUGGUUGUAUCAAGUUAGCAAAAUUUAUUAUUGAACAAAUUAGAACAAAAUAUCUAGAGAAAAAACGCAAAGCAGAAAUUGACUUACCGACUAAACACGCGUGCAUUAUUCUACACAUUUACCGCGACCAAAGUGAAGCUUCCGUUUCGUUUGAUUUUACGUGUGGAUGGAACCUAGUCACCGUCGGAACACUGACCCGUCAAGAAAAGAGCCUACCCAUCCUUUUAGGGAAAUCUAUCAAGGAUGUCAUGAAUUUAACCUUGCCAUUUGAAGAAAUCUUUCAGCAGGAAUACCUCGUUGAUGAAAUUCCAAAACAUCCGCGACUUAUAGAAGCUUUUAAGCAAAAAAUAUUUAAAUGGUUAGACGAAAAUACUACGGCAAAUUGGCAAUUAAAAGCUGUUUCUGAAAAGAAGAUACUUUAUUUGCAUCCUUCCCUUUCCGCCGCCCUCCGAAUGUAUAUUCACUCCUUAGUGAGAAAUCAAAUUGCUAAGCUGAUAUAUGCUCUCGAGAAACUUUCCGCUCUAAAGACCUUAUUGAUUAUCGAAUGCGAAAACAACGUUGGUAAUCUUCUCGAGUUUUGGUAUCAAACGUUCGCCGACAAUAAUGUUAUUAGUACAGACACUUUGACAAACCCAAAACCUGACCAUUAUCGCCUAGUGAAUGGUCCAUAUAAUCUAGAUUUUCCUUUUUCGUACUAUCUCGUCGAUCAAAUCAAUAAUUGCAAGAAAUUUUAUCUGGAGGAUAUUAAAAUUCUUGAGGAAGAUAAAAACAACGUUAAUAAGGUCACGGGACAACUACUAAACGGUGUGCUUACCGAUAAUUUUAGAAGAUUCCAAAAUAUUUUAUCAACAUCAGUUCUAAAGCACGUGCCUAUUAAAGAAGCAGCUACUUUAUACUCUAAAGACUUUUUAACAAUAAUAUCUUCGGGUGAUAAUUUCAAACUUCUGGAUCUUUUGCUACGUCGGCGUUUGGGUCAAAAAUUAAUCCUGGAUCCUGUUAGACUUCAUACAUAUUGGUGGGCAAAAUCUAACAUUAUAAUUGCCGAAUUACAGUUAGCCAAACUUUGUCCUUCUAUUGUUAAGGAGAUAAACGAAGACAUAAAUGAUGAUUUUGAAAAUCUUAAUAAAGACCUUCCGGAUAUAGUUAUUCGGUUAAUGUUAGAUCGUCUCCAAAUAAUAAGGACCGAUAUAAAACAGUUUCAACAGUGGCAGCUCGAUUCACCUAAAGUGCUUUCCCUAUGUUCCAAGCUCCUUACGGAUAGUUUUUCAUCGUCUUUUCAACUCCUCCGCAUAUGCAAUGACCUUAUUUCAAAGCAGAUUAUUACUUUCAACAAUCUUAAAAUAAUCCCAACACUUAUAGACUACGGCCAAACUUUCGGUGUUUCGGAUAAGACAUUUGUGGACUAUAUUUUAAAACUAAUUGAUAAAGAUGUUGCGAUGAGACAAGAUUUUUACUUGCAAAUUUUGAACAAUGAACCUCUCGAAUCUCCUGUUUGUUUGCACCUCUAUCAUAGUUUGUUUUCACAAGCUCAACCAUUUCCAUUUACGACUUUCACGAUACUCAGCAUAUUUCGCGCAGAAGAAAAAGGAUAUAAUGGUAUAUUUUUGGCUAUAAUUAGAAAUUCCAAUAGAACAUCGCCGGGGCUAUAUAUAAUUAACAAAAAACUGGAGAUGAAUCAGCGCGAUUCGCAGUUAUUAGCGUUAUGCUGCGAUGUCCUUCAAAAUUCAUUCUUUGCUAAGAUGGAAAUAAGCAAACUCCUAGAACUAUUUCAAUAUGCGAUACAAAACUUAUAUGCCACUGGUGCUAAACAGACAGCCCUUCAGCUUAUUUGUUCCAUAGCACUGUUGAAACAGUUUGUAAAUGACUUAUUGACUCCCGCAACUCUGGACAAUGCCUUCACUAUACCGAUCAAGUUUAACUUAACAGAUUCAGAUGGAUUUAUUGGUCGUUUAAAUAAUCUGAUGCGAAAGUCGCACCCACAGGUCCAGUCGUUCAAAUUCUACUUUCUCAAGAUUUUGCGAGAUCGUGGUCUCUCAAUAAAAGACCUUAGACAAUUUCGUGAUUGUCAGCAGAAAACUUUACCGUGGCUCGCCGAUUUACCAUGGGAUAAUGAUGACGAUUCUCAUUUGCCCUUUAACCCCUACAUUUUACUCAGGGAAUAUGAAGAGAUAGAAUACUCCAUUGAAAGAAAUAAAUUUGACGAAUUAUUAUGCACUAUAUCACCUGCCAACCAGGUUGACCUAAAAAUUGCCUUUAUCGGGGUUAUUUCAAUACGUUUAUACUCAGUCAUCGCCACACGUCGUUUAGAUAAAAACGAAAAUAAGUUAAAAAAUAGCCUACGAAAAAAUUUGGACAAGAUGAAUACAACACCUGUUUAUAAGGAAUUUGCAAAAAAACUUUUAUCUAACGAUCACCCCUUACUAAAGAUUCAACAGACAGGUGAAUGUGGCAGAACCAUGCAAACUCGAAAGUGUCCAACAAAAGGGUGCGCUUUAAUGUUAGGUGGACAAAAUCAUACGUCGGCUCCUGGUCAACAAAGAUUAAAUGCGAACCAAAUCACAACAGAAGAUAAAAAAGGUUAUUUAGUAGAACAAGGAACACGAGAACACGCCAAGAAUGUUCGAAAAAUGACUCCAAUUUCUUAUCGUAUACUACACCUCUUUGUCCAUGUUCUCAUUACUGCCUCUGAGUCUUCCACAACGAUCUUUAAUAAUGUCAAUCCUGUCGAGUAUUGUUUAGAUCACGUUAUCAAAGAUUGGGAAGUGUUGAAAGCUCUUCUUAAUUGUAAUAAUGAGAACUUAGCUUUGAUAUUACACGACAUACUUCUUUCUAUGGCUCAAGAUAAUUCUUCUUUAAAUUCCAUGUUGAGAACAAAAGAAGAGCGAACAAAUUGGGAACUUUAUUUUACCACCAAAUACAUUAAAAACCGGGUUAAUAAUCCUAAUGCCACCGCAUUGAACUUAUAUAGUAGACUUCAGCGGACUAAAGAAGAUAUAAAGAAGAAACAUUGUGCUUUCGAAGCAGAAAUAAACGAGACUAUGGAGUUAGAUGAUGCAUAUCAUGAAGAAAGGCUUCCUAGAUUGUGGAGACGUAUUGGAAGUACACGUUUUGAUAACUUUAGCGCAUAUUAUGCAAAUAAUAGCGAAAGUUACCCUGUUAUCGCAAUAUUUUUCAAGUACGAAAAGAACCUACCGCAUUUGAAGCAUUUGUAUCACCUAGUGAAAUUUUCGCAUAUUCUCACAUCACGUCUUAGCUAUCGUAUUAAACGGGAUCAAGCAUUAAACAUGACUUUCCAAGAGUUUAUUGACAGUGACGAAAAUGCAGACAAGUUUAAUGAAGAAUAUGAUAAUUUUGCGGAUUCUUGGAAUACAAUAAUGCCUCUUAUUAAACGAUAUCAAUGUCAUGAAAUACCUGCCAAUAAACCCGUGAUGAAUCUGAAUUGUCCGAUAAUCUACGGUCUUAUUGAUAACAAAGAUGAAGGGUUAUUUUUAUGUGCUGCACUAGAAUAUUUGGUCGACCUUCAGAAUAGAUUCCUAUAUGAGGUUUCGAAUAUCCCACCUAGAGCGUGUUAUUCGUUGAAAUUUCUCGAGCAGCAAGAAGGGAUUAACUCCGAUGUAAACAACCCGUAUAAUAUUAGAGCUGUACGACUUGAAGAUGCUCGACAAGAAAAUUUUAUUAAUUACGUAUGGGAUCCAAAACUUCUUGAACACAGUCAGUGUAAUCUUGAAAUUGGUAGCGGCAAAGAGAUUGCUUAUGAUUUACGUAAAAUAGAAGCGGAACUAGUACAAGACCUUAUUCUCAAUAAGACCUACUUAGAACCAAUAGAACAAGACGGACAUAUAUUAGAACCAUUCCCCUACUAUAUGGAGAUGUUCCAGGGUUCCACAACCAUACUACAUGACAUCAAGGAAAUGAUUAAACAGGAACCAAUACCGCAUAAUAUGUUGGCACAUCUUACUGGAAACGCUCCUAAAUUUUCCAGCAAUUCAAAGCGCGUAGAAAUAAUGUUUUCUGGCAAUGAAUCAUAUCUGUUAUCCUCUUUAGAAUUACUUUUAUGCUUUAUAAAGAGAACUGUGAGUAGUGAUGGCAACAUGACCAUCAAAGAAUACAUCCAACAAUGGAUAAAACUCUCUGUCCUCUCAGAAAACAAAGAACUAAAAAAAGUCCUGAAUAUCGGUUUAAAGCUCAAGCAUAUUAUUGCACUAUAUGAACUUGUUGAAGAGAAAGUUGCCAAUAUUGUGAUGGAGAGCGUUUCCUCGAGAUACAAGUCAGAAUUAACAAGUCAAAUGGAAUCACAGAUUCUUUUUGCUUGCUCCUUUGAAGACAAAAAUGCCAAAACAGAAAGACUCAUUCCGGUUAAAGCAUUCACUUUAGCAUUAAAACGAUUUGUCCUACGAAAGUUAUCAGUAGAAAGUAUUCACGAAGAUCAUCCGUUAUCGGUUUAUUUAACAGAAGCAUCUAUUGGAUGUUGGCCAGAUGAUAUCGACGAAGAUUUGAUUUUGGACACAUUUCCCAAAUCACUUCUAAUAAAAAAUGCGCAUGCAGCAUAUCACUUCGCGAAAAAUAGGGUGGAGACGAUAGAAACGGAACGAAAAAACGUAGAAAAACAGUCGAAACUUGGAUGCAAAAUCUAUGGUGAUGAACAAGAAUAG